UUCCGUAGGCAACAUGGCGGCUUCCCGCUUGCCUCCCGCGGCCCUGACGCUGAAGCAGUUCAUGAGAAGGCAACAAGUUCUCCUCCUCUACAGGAAGAUUUUGCGAGCGAUUAGGCAAGUUCCAAGUGAUGCUGACCGAAAAUACCUUCAGGACUGGGCCAGGGAAGAAUUUAAAAGAAAUAAAAGUGCCAUAGAAGAGGAUGCGAUCCGGAUGAUGAUUACCCAAGGCAACAUGCAGCUAAAGGAACUGGAAAGGACACUGGCUUUAGCCAAAUCCUAACGGGAAGAUUCUCAGACCUCCGUGUGUUUUGCACAGGCUCAGAGCCUCUGUCACAAAGCACCCAUGAAAAGACGAGAAUCACUCUAACCAAGAUUGUAAAUCAAGGCGUUUUACCGUUUCCACUACAGUCAGUGACUGAUUAAAACGGGAACUAAUGUCAGGAUGAGGGCUUGCAAUCCUACAUUGCUCCGUGGGAGGGUGAAAUGGCAGCCACUCUGAAAACCAGACUAUUGUUAAUUCUUGAAAGGCAGUGAGGAUAGGGCUGGACAGGAGGCUCCGUGUGAAGGCUCUUGCUGUCAAGGACCUGAGUUUGAUCCCUGGGAUGCACAAGGUGGCAAGAGAAAACCACUCCAGAAAGUUGUCCUCCGACGUCCAUACCAGCACUGUGGUACACAAACCAAAAAACGAGUAAAUGUGAUUAAAUGAAGGGAGGGUGUGAUAGGCAGUUAGUUACCUCAUACUUACGUAAGAAAGUAUAUUACAGAGUUCAGCAUCCAGCAUUCUUUUUGGCUUUUUGAGACAGGGUGUCUUUGUGUAGCCCUGGCAGUCCUGGAGCUCACUUUGUAGACCAGGCUGCCUCUGCCUUCCAAGUGCUGGGAUUAAAGGCACGUGCCACCAUACCAGAUGAAUUUAGCAUUCUUCGUAACUAGAUUCAGAAUAUCCAUUAACUGAUACAGUUUCAUGCUUUGAAGGUAAGUUUACAGUCCAGGGGAGAUUGUUGAGGCCUGGCAACCUCAACCCCCUAGCAUAGCUGUAGCCAUUUUGUUCUAUGCCUGCCAGCCACUUCAUAUUGUUGCUGUAAUAUGCCUGUCAGUCAUUGACACAGAAGAAUAAGUUGAGUCAGAGCAAGGUCAUGCUGAUCACAUAUCCUGUUAUGCAUGAGGUUUGUCAAUCUUACGAAGUUCCACAAGGCUUUAUGUAGGACUCAUCAGACUAAAGAUCAGUAUGAAUUGUAAUGACUGAAAUGGCUCUACUGGGAAGCACUGCCUGCACCUGUGUAUGAGCUCACUGUAGUUUUUGCAGUUUUAGCCUUUAUAAGCUGACAGAGGAAGAUGUUCAGGGCUGUAGCCUCAGCCCCAGAUUCUGAGCCAACACUCUGAUUGAUCAGUCUUAGGUGUGCACUCAACAAACCAUCCCUGUCUAACUGAGAUCGUUGUGUGGUUUGUAGGUGACUCCAGUUCUCCUACAGAGAUGACUGAAAUGUUUUUGGUCAGAAGCAGGAGAGCUUUGUGCCUUUUUCAAUAAACAGUUUAACAACAAGA
Arvicanthis niloticus (Nile rat) is the source of this 1542-nucleotide messenger RNA. The record is from RefSeq and is a predicted model, not a curated record. NCBI's taxonomy places the organism in Eukaryota, Metazoa, Chordata, Mammalia, Rodentia, Muridae.